UUCCGAUGGUGAUGACCACGAUCGUUCGCCGAUUGGGCCGCUCGGCAGUGCGCCGCAGCCAGCGCGCAUCCUUCGCCUUGCAGCGUGUCGCCACGCCCGUGCUCGUGUCCGCACAGCAACCACGUUUCUUUUCAGCCAAGAGCGGCGACGACUCGCACUCAGACUUUCAGCCUCAGUACCACGCGGCAAAGUCCACGGAGAAGGAUGAGAUCAUUAAGAUGAUCGAGAGCCACGUCAAGACGUACCCGGUUAUGUUGUACAUGAAAGGCACGCCUUCAGCCCCGCAGUGCGGCUUCAGCAUGCAGGUAGUGCGCAUUCUGCACGCCCAGGGCGUGAGCUUCGACAGCGUCAACGUGCUGGACCACCCGGAGAUCCGCGAAGGUGUCAAGGAGUACUCGCAAUGGCCAACGAUCCCUCAGCUAUACGUGAACGGCGAGUUCGUGGGUGGCUGCGACAUUAUCACGGACAUGAACAAGUCCGGCGAGCUGUCCGAGUUGUUGGAGGAGUUCAAGGAGAACUAAACACAACCAAGUAGACUUGAUAAGGAUUGUGGGGGCUUGGGUGGAUGAACUGACAUGACCGACGUUAGCUCUGGGGCGAGGACUGGCUCAUCGACGAAUAUACGGGUCUAUAUCGGCUUACGAAUGGCAAUUUUACCGUACGCGUCCAUUUACUCGGCGUCAAUUGA
Molecule: messenger RNA, 688 nt
Organism: Phytophthora infestans T30-4
Lineage: Eukaryota; Oomycota; Peronosporomycetes; Peronosporales; Peronosporaceae
Product: monothiol glutaredoxin-5, mitochondrial precursor
Exons: 2
Coding region: 6-521 (171 amino acids)
Source: RefSeq, a predicted model, not a curated record